AUGGCUGAGAGUAUAAUAAAAAGCACAGAUCUAAUAGAUAUAGUGGAUAAGGAAGAAGUGUUAAACGAUCCUACUACAUCCAUGAAUAAGAAAGAAAAUAUUGAGAAGCAAGAUAUUUCUAACGAAAAUCAAUUAGAAGUAAAUAAUUCUUGCGAAGAGAAAUUAAAAAUAAUUGGUGCUGCUGAAGUAAAAGAUCAAAAGUUAUGUACAGAUGUUGAGUAUUCAAGUAAAACUGAAAAUACUGUAUCUGAAAAUGAAACACACCCAAAAGAAGGCAUAACGACAAAUGCAAGAUUGAGCGAAACAGGUAGUGAAGAAAAAUCUAAGAAAAUGGAUAAUUCAUCUACGAAAGUAAAAGAUAUGAAGAAUACUAUUUCAGAAGAAGAGGAGACAUUAAAUGAAAUAUUGAAAGUAGUACAUGAAAAUGUAAGUUCAACAGAGGUUCGACAAUCCACUAUGCAAUCCAAAAAUUUAGAACAAGAGAAGAAAAAUAAUAUUGAAGAACCUAAAGUGAUGACAGAUGGAGACUUAAGAACAGAAAAUAUAAUGGAAACUGUAAAUGACAAAAUAAACGUUCUUGCAGAAACUGAAGUUGUAACAUCUAGAAGAGAUACUAAAAUAAAACAGUCUAUAGAAACUGUAGAUCAUAUGGAAGUUGGAAUUGUAGGGCCUCCUACAAUUGUUAGUGAACUUAUUAAUGAAGAAGAAUUAAGAGCAGAAUCUGCAUUAUCGACAGAUCAAAAAGUUCAAGAUCAUAUAGCAGAAUGGGUUCAAAAUUCUGCUAAAGUUGAAGAGUUGGUUAUUGAAGAAGAAAAAACUCCUAUUCGUGAUGGUCGGCAGGAGAAAAAUUUUAGAGAGAAGAGGACCAGAAAGAAGAAAAGUAACGAUGUCCUUGCUUUACCUACCAGGAAAUCUCAGAGAAUUGUCAGCAACAUCAUCAAAAAGAGUAUUAAAUGCUUGAACAAGAUGCACGCAAUGGAAGGUGCGGCUGGAAAUGGGAAGAAGGUGGAUUCAGCCGAGAAGACGAGGGAAGACGAGUCAUCGAGGGCUUCACCUAAGGUUCCUCAAAAUCAGCAGAACGGAGCUGCUCUUCCGGAGGAAACCGCCGCCGCUCCAGCAUCCACUGUCGAAUGUCUACGGUCUGCCUCUAUAAAGAAGGAGCCUCUCUGUGAUUCGGAACCGGAAGUGACAGGGAAGAGCCUGUCCUCCGGGGAGACGGCGCAACAGAAGCCGGUAUCGUCGCGUUGCUCAAAGUCAGAAACUGUGGGUGGUAGGAAGCGAAAGUCUACGGACGGACAGUUAUCCUCGAAUGGGAAUUCCACCCCGAAAAAGUUCUGUUUAGAGCAGAGGGAACAAUAUAUCUCAUCCCUCGUCGGCUGUGAAAAAGUUACGGCGGAGGAACUUGCUGCGAGGGCUGAUCAACUUCGAGCGGAAGUUCAGGCCUUGGACGAGCUAGCACGUGCCAAAGAAAUGGAAUGGAACGAAAUCUUAAGCAUGAGAAAGCUGAAGGAGGAAGCGUACCUGAGAAUUGAAAGAAAACGGCAAGUUAUGGGAUUCAUGGAGGGUAAUGGACAAUUAGCGGAUAUGUUGCCACCGGCGAGCUUAACAUUGGGCAAUGAUUGGGAAAGCAGCGGUAACACCACUCCCAUAUCUAAAGAAAAGUUGAGCUUCGGCUCCAAAGAGGAUUUGCCCGAAGAAAGCUCUCAGGACUCACCGGCUUUCAAAAAGGAAAAGCCCACGAAGCAAACGUCACAGCGCCAGUCGACGCCACCCAAACAAGGUGGAGAAAAUGGCCGGAAACAGGUGGAGGUGCUUAGUCCGGAGAACAGACAAAUCGGCGAAGGUCGCCAAGGCGCUAUUGUCGACGUUAGAUCUAUCAUUGCUGAUUACAGGCUAAGGCACCCUGAAACGGUACCGCGCAGGGGUCGCAGAAUGAGAAAUUCGGUGAAUGUCGGCCUUGGAGCUGGUGGAGCUAUGGUCGAAACAGGACAUAGUGUUGAUUCAAGGCCAUCUAGUACAGACUCUUGUAAAAGCAACUCGAACACAGUAGAUCCCAAUAAUUCCAUGAGCUUUAAGGACGUGCUUGUGCAGUUUGCCAAAUUAAGUCAACAACAAGGGGAACCUGUAAAAACGCCACAAAAUUAUCCAGAUGUAACGCUUCACCCCGUUGCACCAUCUCCAGCACCUCAAAAUACCCCACCUCAACAGAGUGGUUCGUUGCUUCAUGGAAUUCUCACGAAAUCUCAAUCUCCAAGACCGACUACUUUUUCACCUACUUUAGCUAGAUUACUCACCGCACCUGAAAGAGAAAGGAAUGCACCAACCACCGCAUCCAUGCCACAGCAAAGUGCGGCAACCCAGCACCUUUUGCAGACAUAUCAAGGCUCUAAUCCUGUUUCUAUCAGUGACCUCCUAUCUUCUUCCAAGGCUCGAACUGAAAUAACAAUAACACCAGUCAUCAACACUCCAGUUCAGUCUCACGUAGACGAUGUUGAAGAAGAAUCAGCAGUAAUGGAAGACAGAGAAACUCGUAUUUCUUCUGGCGUCAGGGAUAGCAGAGAGGAUAGGGACAGCCCUCCGCGAUGCCAAGGAUGCCAUGAACGUGUAGCACAAUUUGUAUGUGCUGGCUGUGGUCAUCAAUGGUAUUGCAGCCGCGAAUGCCAAGUUGCAGCGUGGGACGAACACUCAGAAGUGUGUUCGGGUUAAGGAACGAGCACGUAUUAAUCUAAACCUCGUACUCGCGGU
Molecule: messenger RNA, 2745 nt
Organism: Habropoda laboriosa
Lineage: Eukaryota; Metazoa; Arthropoda; Insecta; Hymenoptera; Apidae
Exons: 8
Coding region: 1-2706 (901 amino acids)
Source: RefSeq, a predicted model, not a curated record